Molecule: messenger RNA, 768 nt
Organism: Cyclopterus lumpus (lumpfish)
Lineage: Eukaryota; Metazoa; Chordata; Actinopteri; Perciformes; Cyclopteridae
Gene: bean1
Product: brain expressed, associated with NEDD4, 1
Exons: 5
Source: RefSeq, a predicted model, not a curated record
AUGGUGAGCAGUAGAGACCCGCUGCAGGUGGCUUCCUGCCUGUUGAGAUGAGCCAAUAGGAAACACUGUGAACAGGUGUUCAUGCUGAUGAAAUUGAUCUGCUCAGUGAGCUCCAACCAGAGCCAUGGGGAGUACCCGGACUGCCGGAGCGAGAGGGAUUCGGGAGGGGAGGCGUCUCUCCUGGUGUCUCCGCUGGUGGUGGCGGGGAUCGUUAUAGGUCUGGUGCUCUUCCUCUCCUGCAUCACCAUCAUCGUCGGCAGCCUGCGCAAAGACAGUCGACUCCGACACCCUCACCUCCGAGCGAGCUACGGUCUGGAUGGUUUUUCCUAUGGAGGUUCAGUAGGAGAACUGAGAUCCACCUGCUUAGAAGACUUUCCUCCCGGUUUAGACGUGGAUUCAUACAGAGAGACCCUGUCACAGGUCAACAACCUGUACCCCGACUCACCGCCACGGUACGAUGAGUGCGUCGGCCCGUGUUCGCCUCAGUUCUACAUACCUUCAGAUGACCCGCCUCCUUACUCCCUAUUGGACCCCUGUCAGAGAGGGGCGGAGCCAGAGGAGCGGCCGGACGGCGCCCGGUCCUCCCCCUCCGAGCACCAGCACGUGGCGUCCAUCUCCUUCCCGCCGGAGGCCGCGCCGCCGUACGAGUCCGUGUCGCCCGAGCGGCGGCGGCGCCUCCCCCUCGUGCCAUGUGACCUUUACAAGCACCAAUCGGAGACGGGGGACGACGGCAACGCCCGGCAACCGGGGGCCAACCAGAUCCUCUAG